AAAAAUGAUUUAGCGAAUGCAGUAGAGGGAGGAGGGGAGACAGAUGGAAGAGAAGUGUAGUUCGUGGUAAAAGCUACAACGUGGAUAUGAGUGUGAGGCAGCGGCUCUGGGAUACAGAGGAAUAGAGGAGAGAGCACGAGAUGCUGACAGAUUCCUGAUAGAUGUGCAAAAUGGCGCAAGCAAGUUCUACCCCCGCGAGCCACCAAUUGUUGUAGUUCAUGAACAUGAAGAGCUAGUUCUAUGUCUGUUUUCUUUAGGAUCGCCUCACGUUGUUUUUUGUAUCGUAAUAUAUUUCAAAGUGAUUCAAUGGCUACCAGAAGGCUCUGCCUUGUUCCAUGCAUUUUUGGAUUACUCCUCAACGCUUUAGUCGGUGUGACAUCGGGAGCAGAGCUCGCCUUCACCCUGGAGCCCAGUGACAUCAUCGCGGUGCAGGAGCAGCCCCUCAUGCUGCACUGUCAGGUGGAAGGCAUCCCACCAAUCACCACGCAGUGGAGGCGGAACGGAAUCCUCCUGGUGGUUGACCAAUACUACACCAUGUUCCACAAUGGCACUCUGCUGAUUGGACGCUUCCAGAGGACCAAGUCUGACGGCUCAACCGAUGAGGGGGAUUAUGAGUGCGUGGGCCAGAACUCCUUUGGUCUGGUGGUGAGCCGCAGGGCCAGGGUGCAGGCUGCCACGAUGGCGGAGUUCCAUGUCCAGCCGCGGUCAGUGCGUGCGGAGGAGGCGGGCAUGGGGCGGUUCCAGUGCCAGAUUCACGGCCUGCCUGAGCCUGCCAUCAGCUGGGAGAAAGAUGGCCGCUCUGUGGACACUAAGGAUGAGAGGUAUACCCUGCUCCCCACAGGUGUCCUGCAGAUCACAGGUCUGCGUCAGGAGGAUGGGGGUGUGUUCUGCUGUGUGGCCCACAACAGUGCAGGAGUAAAGCACAGUGCCGGUGCUCUCCUCACCGUCUCAGUCUCCCAGUCUUCUGUUUACAAAGAGCCCAUGAUCCUCGUGGGUCCUGAAAACCUCACUCUCACCGUUCACCAGACGGCCAUCUUGGAAUGUGUUGCCACAGGAUAUCCCCGCCCCAUCGUGUCAUGGAGCAGGCUUGAUGGCCGUCCGAUUGGUGUGGAGGGCAUCCAGGUGCUGGGUACAGGGAACCUGAUGAUCACAGAUGUUGGGGUGCAGCACUCUGGCAUCUACGUCUGCGCUGCCAACAAACCAGGGACCCGUGUACGCAGGACCGCUCAGGGACGUCUGGUGGUCCAAGCCCCAGCAGAGUUUGUGCAGCCUCCCCAGUCCAUCUCCCGGCCGGUGGGCACCACUGCUAUCUUCACCUGCCAGGCGCAGGGCGACCCUGUGCCCCAGCUCACCUGGCUGAAGAACGGGCAGAUCCUGGAGCCUGGAGGGCACGUCAAACUCAGGAACAACAACACCACGCUGACCAUCUAUGGCAUCAGUCAGGAGGACGAAGCCAUCUACCAGUGCAUCGCCGAGAACAGUGCCGGCUCCACCCAGGCCAGUGCCCGUCUCACCGUGCUGUGGGCAGACGGCCUGCCAGGGAUGCCCAGUCUGGUGCGGGCCGAGGCCCUCUCACCCAACGCCAUCCAGGUGUCCUGGAAGGAGCCUGCCCAGAACACUCAGGAGAUCAUCGGCUAUGUGCUCCACAUCCGCAGGACCACAGACCCUGUGGAGAUGGAGUACCAGGAAGCCGUCAGUAAGGUGACUCUACAGCAGGUAGUGGGGGAUCUGGAGCCGUCCACCAGCUAUACCUUCUAUGUGAAGGCUUACACGUCCCGCGGAGCCAGCAAGCCCUCCGAGAGCGCCACCGAGAGCACGCUGGGCGAAGUGCCAGCACCCCCGUCACUGUUCAUUAAAUUGGUGAGCAGCAGUGUGGUGCAGGCGGUGUGGGAGUCAUCCUCUAAGAUGGGCCAACAUGAGGGCUUCAGGCUGUACUACAGGAGGGUCCACACCCCCCUCUUCACCGGACCACUCACCUUCACCCGCAACGUCACCCAGUACAACAUCACUCAGCUGGAUCCAAACCUGGUGUAUGAGAUUAAGGUUCUGGCCUUCAACAAACACGGAGACGGCAACGCCACCAUGCGCUUCGUCUCACUGAAGGAGGUUGCGGAGAAAUCAGUGCUGAAUACCCCCUGUGACUGUGUGAAGGAUGAACAGAGCAAGACCUCUACAACCGGAAUCAUCAUCGGCAUCCAUAUUGGAGUCACCUGCAUCGUCUUCUGCAUGCUCUUCCUCAUGUUCAGCUACAGGGGGAGGUUGAUGACGUGUAAGACAGUGCAGGCCACCCCCCAGGCCGGGCGUAACAAUGCCCUGGAGUCGUCCUCUUCCUCCCAGGGGGCCCUGGCCUUAAACGGGGUGAGCAGAUCAGGCAUGGAAGGGAAUGGCAGCGUUGCUGGGAAGAGCAGGGGAGACAGCAACGAGCUGGAGAGACUCUUCUCAGGCCCGUCCCACUGUGGAGACCUAGCUGACAGUUCACGCAUGUUGGAUAGAUCCCUGGUGUCCUGUGCACUGAACGAGACCCAGUUGUCCACUCUGCCGCUGGAUGACUUCAGCCUUGUGGUGGAGGGGGACAGAGAGACGCAGUUCCAGAGGCCUCCAGCAGAGGGCCGGGGGGCCAGUGACUGGGCUGUGGCCGGGGUCACCCAGCAGGACCAGACCUGAUAGAAGCAUGAAGGUCACAGUGUCACCUCAGACUCGUAUCACACUCAGGUCGACCGAAGUAUUUCUUUUCAUAUUAGUUUUUCUUUGUGCAAAGAAUUGUAUUAUUGGUAAGUUUAAAUAAGUCGCCUCUGGAAAAGUUAUAGGGUCUUGGACUCGUUCUUGAAGGUGUCCCCGGCCGAGGUUUUUGGUGCUCUUUUGUGAUGGACAGCUAGGUUUAAGCUUUGGCAGGUGAAUUAAGUGUUUUUGUUUUUUUUUGGUACAUCCUUCAUUUUCUGGUUGCCGGCAGCACACAGAAUAGAUGCCCAGAAUGUCUUUGUUAUACACUCAUCAUUUUAUCUCAGAGUCGAAUAUGUUUUUAUUUCUCUACUAUCUCACAAAAUGGUUAUAAGUUAUUGGUCUUAUUUCUACUUUUUCUUUCAAUGUCAAAGACUGCUGCCUACUCUUAGCCUAGCAAGGAUUCCACAAAUGCAUCCAACGAAGACUAAGGCCUUCUUCCAGUGAUUUCAUAUAUUCUCUGUCUCAGGACUUUUAUUUUCAGUGAUAUCAAUGGUUUUUUAUUAGUUCUCGGCCUUCAUACAGGUUCUUAACUUGGCUAUGUGAACCUUAGGAUUCAACAAAAACCUACCUCAGCCGGAAUGAAUGUGAUGUGGGAAACCUUUUGGAUCCGUCUUUUCCCCUUGUGUUCAGUUACUUUUACAUGUAGAGCGAUCGGUUCGAAAAACACGAGAACAGGUGCCACGCUACCUCAGAUGUCAAGAACCGCCGCUCUCCUGCUUGUCGAAGCGGGAAAAAAAGAAGAGAAAAAAAAUCAAAACGGAAAGCACUUCAAAACGCUGAAGUCCACGUUCUACCUCAAGAUAACAAUGUUGUAGUUGUUCUUUCUUUCAUAAUGAAACAUGUACUUCUGUUGUGAGAGCUCCUGGCUUCCCUCUGUCGAUGAAUUGCUGUUUGUGGAUAUGUCAGUACCUCAUGCAAGUUGACAGAUGAUAUUGUUGUAUGAAUUCUACUUGUAAAGACAUUUUUCAUAGUUUUCCAUCGUGUUUGCGUGAGAUAUUUUGUCUUUGCUUUGUUUGAAUCUUAGUUGCUUCUGUUGAUUGAAAAGACUGUUAGAGAUGCACUGCACUGCCACUAAUAAUUUCAGGACAAUUUUACUGCUAUGUGAGAACUGCUGCAGAUAUUCCAUUGGGCAGGUGAGGUUUUAGUUACAUUUACACUUGAUUGAGACAUACAUCAUAUCUGUAUUUAUGAAUGAUUGCAGGAUGGAAUUGCAUGUGUGUGUGUGUGUGUGUGUGUGUGUGUGUGUGUGUGUGUGUGUGUGUGUGUGUGUGUGUGUGUGUGUGUGUGUGUGUGUGUGUGUUGCGUGUGUGUUUGCGUGCGCGCGUGACAGCGAGUGAAAGACUGUACAUAUGGUAUAUGUGAUGUAUUAAGAAAAAUAAGCACAAAUGUAUCAAAAUGUCAUUGUAGGCGUUGACAACCACAAAUGUUAAUGUAUCUGAUAUGAUCCCAGGUAAUUGGCUCUUCAAUUGGCAAUAGUGUUGUUCUGAUCUGAUUUUUGGGCUCUGCCUGUCACUCACUCCAAGCUGUGGCACAGUGCACUCCUUUGUUAUAGUUCAUCAAAUCAAUUCAAAUCAAUUCCCUUCUGUCGUAAAGGAAUAGCCCAGACUUAUCGAGCCUGUCCAUCCCAGAUCCCUCCUCCACACUGACAAAUUAAAGUGCUUCAGGAAAACCUUUUAUUACACUGCUGCAUGUAAAUCCAUAGGGAGAUGGUUUAACAGGUGGACCACAGGUAUUAACUCACAGGUCUGAGUUCAGUUUGCUCAUGCUGUCAUCUUCCUGAGCAAACACACCAUCAACGGGAUGUUAUUAGACUUGGAUCUGAUCUGGGAGUACCACUACCACUGCUCCACCUGUUACUCCAGAACCAUGCUCUCUGGAGCUGGAGCUUCCCUGAGGCAGAGCCAACCUGAGCCAGGCCAGGUAGCCUGGGUUAGGGACGCUGUUGUCUUCUCUCUGGCUCUCUCUACUGUAGAGAUAGAUCACAUUUUAACUCUAUGCUCUCUACUGUGUCUCAGUCACGUAAUGGCCUAAAGCAGUAUUACUCUGGUAACCUACCUCAACCCCGACACGACAGUCCUGCUCUCAGGUUGCUCCCUCUCACACGCUCAAGGAAACGUCUAUAUGUGCAUAAAUAUACACCACACACGUAAUGACACACACACACUCCUAGGGAAGGGAGGAUGUCUUCAGGGCCUUGUGGUAGUGCAGUUGUGUGACAGAAAAACAAUUGUUUUUGUCUUUAUGCUUAGCUUUUGUGGAUGUGAAUGUAUCACAAUUGUUUUUAUUACAUUUUUGUUGUAUUAGAAGCUUUUACGUUUUUGUUUUUCCACUCAGCCUUGAAGGUCUUUGAACAUGUGUCUGUUAUGGACUAAUAAACGAGGACAUCAAGCACUCACUACAAACUGUAGUAUAGCUACUCAGUAUAAACUGUAGUAUGGCUACUCACUACAAACUGUAGUAUACCUACUCAGUAUAAACUGUAGUAUGGCUACUCACUACAAACUGUAGUACAGCUACUCACUACAAACUGUAGUACAGCUACUGUAGUACAGCUACUCACUACAAACUGUAGUACAGCAACUCACUACAAACUGAAGUACGGCUACUCAGUUUAAACUGUAGUAUAGCUACUCACUACAAACUGAAGUACGGAUACUCAGUAUAAACUGUAGUAUAGCUACUCACUACAAACUGAAGUACGGCUACUCAGUUUAAACUGUAGUAUAGCUACUCACUACAAACUGAAGUACGGCUACUCAGUUUAAACUGUAGUAUAGCUACUCACUACAAACUGUAGUACGGAUACUCAGUAUAAACUGUAGUAUGGCUACUCACUACAAACUGUAGUACGGCUACUCAGUUUAAACUGUAGUAUAGCUACUCAGUUUAAACUGUAGUACGGAUACUCAGUAUAAACUGUAGUACGGAUACUCAGUAUAAACUGUAGUACAGCUACUCACUACAAACUGUAGUAUGGCUACUCACUACAAACUGUAGUAUAGCUACUCAGUUUAAACUCUAAUACGGAUACUCAGUAUAAACUGUAGUAUGGCUACUCACUACAAACUGUACUCAGUUUAAACUGUAGUACGGAUACUCAGUAUAAACUGUAGUAUGGCUACUCAAUACAAACUGUAGUAUAGCUACUCAGUUUAAACUGUAGUAUGGCUACUACUCUUUUACUCCCAGAACCCUCCUCACAGAUGAUGUGCAGCAAUAGGUGUUUGUAAGUAAGGAUUAUGAACAGUCACCAGUUCUCACCCCUGAUUUAUUGCAAGGGAUUUCUGCAAUUAUCAUACUCAAAUUGUGUUAAUAAAUGGAGUAACUGCAUUAGAUAUGAAAUACUGUACCCUUCAUAUACAACAUCUCCUAUAAAGAAAGGCACACAUAUUUCUACCUUCCUUGACUGCAGUAAUCAAUUGAAUUGUAGUAAUUUGUUGGUCCUAUAUAUUUGAGUUAGAUCGUAUAGAGCAGCCAGUGCUCUCAUGCCUUUGUAGUUGGCUGAUUAGAGGAAGUGAGGUGUGUCCAGCGCUUGGUCCAUUCUAGAUUUGAUAUGGUAACUACACUAGCCUGAAACGGACUGGUUAAAUAAAUGGGAUAUCUGUGUUAAAGCCGGGCUGUAGAACUGUGUUUCUAUUAGACUAUAUAUUGUACAGUUAUAAUGCACAUUACAUUCCAGAGAGAUGUGUCGGUGUGUGUUCCUCCAGCAGAGGGUUUUUAUUGUACGAUGCAGUAGAAGUCGUUGUUGUUAAUGCUUGCAUUGUUGCUGAAAACGAGGAACCAGAAGUCAUCUGCAGUAAUUCUGUACUUUAUGUUUGUUUGUUUCUUCACCAUGCAUUUCUUUUAUUGUCUCGCGUGUAUUCAUUGCUUGUAUUUUUAUUGUACAUUAUGGUAUAUUUACAUUACAAGUUUUAGUAAACAAUAAUGAUAGUUGUCAAACUAGCAGAAAGAAAUGCCUCAAUGUUACACAUGUGUAUUUAUGAACUGUUGAUGUAAUAUUCUCUCUAGUGCUUCUUUAAAAACGUAAAAGAUGUUUGUGAGGAGGGGUCUCUCCAGAGAAACCAGAGGUACUUUUUCUUAGUCAUUUACGGUUCAUUUCCGAUGCUGGAAAUUGCCCACAUCUCAUCCCUGAUUUGACAGGUUUUAGUGCCAUACAGUGCACAACUUAUUUACCCUUCACCCAGAAUGCCGAGCUGUAAAUUGAGGCAUCAUGUUUACAUGAUUGAUAUGAUCAUGAUUCUCCCAGUGCUUUACACUCCUAUAGAUCAAUGUUAAGAGCUGCCCUCUGUGAUCAACCGCUGAAGCUGCUCUAGUCUAUUCUGACUUAUCACCACUCCAUUGGCUGGUGAGAUGAGAUUCUCCCGCUAUCUAUUCUCAGCCCUGCUUCUUCCUCUCGUGAGAUUCCUCGUCCGCUGAGUUUGUUUCUCUGGGACAAAGAGAGAGUGGGCUGACUGCUCAGGGAACGUCUAUCUAAUCCUUAUGUUGUAUUUGUCACAGCGGAACAUGGGACUGGGCGCUCCACUAUGAGAGUCCAUGUUUUUUAGUACAAUCUUCCUCUCACAGUGCUCUGACUGUGCCCUAUUCAACCAGUUUAGGGGGAGGGAUUGCCUUUUUUGUUUAUCGACUAGGCAAAUAAUCAAGGAGAUAAUCUGUCCACUUUCACACAUACUGAGCAGAUAAUGGUAAUCCUCCAUGCAUGAAGAUGUGUAGCCUCAGUGAGCAACAUAUAUAGGGAUGAAUGAAGUUCACUACCGCUCUUCUUAGUACGGUUUUGUCUCCUUUUGUCUCUCUUCCUUGCCCCUCUCUGUAAUGCCACCUCUCCCUACACACACACACACAACAGCAACACACACACACAACUUUGUAAAGAAAGGAGUGUUUGUCAGAAUUACCCCAGUGCCCCAGCUCUCCCCAGAGAGAAUCAUGGGAGAGACAUUAGCUGGUUUAUCUCUGGCAACACAAGCCUAUUGACAACUGGAGAGUAAACACAUCAAACCGUGAAUCUGUAAAACAAACAUUUUCUUCUGUGUGGCAAUAUUGUUACCAUUUCAGCUUUUUAAGCCUCUUCAUGAAAGGGAUUAAAUGUUCAACUGUUUUCUCUGUUCUCUACCCCAGCCGUGGAAGGCAAGGGAAAACUCUGAAACUACUGCUAGCCAUGUUAUUUUCCAGUUUUUGAUUUUCUUUCUAUUUUUGUAGAUCCUAUUCAUGCUAAUUAGGACUCCUAAUAAGUUAGGAAUUCUCUUAACUGGCAGUUGCUGACCAGUGGCCACAAAUUAAAUAGUCAAGUAUCUACCAAGACUAAUAUAGACACUUGCACAAUCUUGUAGAAGUGAUUGUUUGAAUUUUAGGUCAUGUUACUGUAGGAGUAGGUACUCACGGUAUGCCAUACUGGCCUGAUAUCUUAAAACAAAGAAUGUAACCCUCCCCCCUAACUGGUUUGGGCAUGAGUUAGUAUCUUAGUAAGAUUUGUUACAACACAUCCAUGAAAUAUGGUGUGGUGUUGAAGUUACAUGAGAUACAACUCCAAGUCUGUCCAUGUAUUCCACGUUUGUGUUCAUAUUGUAGAAACAGGAGAAAGCUAGCUACAUAUUGUGGGAGCUUAGCGAAAACGAUUACAGUAAUAUCUCAUUGUUGACAUGUUUUGAAGCUACAAUGGGUGUAACCAACAAACAUGGACUGUUGAGGGAUUGGCCUUUGUCAUGCUGUAACAGUGCACAGUUCAGAUGUAUUGAUCUGUUCAUAUCUGUUGUAUUGAUCACUGUGGCACCAAAUGACUAUACUUUUGAUUGUAAAUUGAUUGCAUUUCUGAUGCUAUUAUCUCUGAUAUUCUCCCAAGAACUCAAUGACUGUACAUGGCAGAUAAUGCUGAUUUUGAAGAUUUUCAAAUCAUUUGAAUUCUUGUCAUUUAAUGGUGAAUUAAUGGAAUUGUAACUUAAAGCAUGUUUGAGAUCAAUAGUAUAUUUGUACCUCUGUCGAGAAACACGUUAAAUCCAAUGUAUUUAAGCAUGGCCACAGAGAAAAAUCGUUUUUUUAAACCAUGUCUUUCUCAGCUAUUCGCAAAUGUGCUGUUUUAGCAGAUUGCUAAAGUGUUAGUUUAUCAUUAUUGGAUUUGUGAUGGUGACACUGUGACAUUUAGCCAUUGGAAUAGGGCAAGUAUUGUCAUCUCAACAUGAUGCUAUUGAUGUUUCUCUUCCACAGUAUUGGUCUACAUAUUUGAUAGUGUGUAUUUGCUAAAACUGUUUCUACUCAGAAAGACAUUGCUAUAUAUAAUCUUGACUGCUUGUUUGAUCAUCUUCAUAUCGUCUUACCUGUAAUUAUAGCUCACUUUGUCUCCGUUUGAUCCCUUUCCACCACUCAGAGAUGUAAUUGAUUCACAGUCAAACCGUAAAAUCGAGUUCAUGAUCAUUAAACAGUGGAGACGAUAAAGCAUGAACCUUUCCGUACAAACGUUUACUAACAUGUUUUCAUGUUAAAGCUGUGCUUAGAGAAGCGUGCGUUUUAUGGAAAUGCACACAAAGUAUGCACAGCUGUAGCGCUGUAAUCUACAGUACAGACCUGCCGCUAUUACGGCAUCAGCAGGGAUACGAGAGCUGCUUGUAUCUACAGGAAAACUUGUGCCAACUUAUUGUAGCUACAGUUGAGCUUACACAGGUGGUAUUACUGUCAUAUUUGAUCUCCUCUUACCCAGUUUGGUUGGCAAUACUGACUGUAUCCCUCCUCACUUCCUCACAAACCUGUGGCAUUCUCUCCAGAGUCUCUGUCACUUGCUGUAGAAGCCACCAGGCAUCGCAAGGGGAAAAGGCUUUCCUGCAGUUACUAUACGUACGACUGUCAAAGUCAUUGUUGCUACUGCUACUACCAUGACAUUGGGUUAUUGUAUAGCCGCAAAGGUGCUAACCUAAACCAAAUGUCAAAUACAGUGCCCAGACAGUUUCUAUAGCCUCACUGUACUUUUAAUGGGGGGAAAGGCACCUCGGUUUUUAGUGCUUGUGUUGGGUUUGAUAUAGGGACAGAGCUGGUGUGAUGAGAAUAGCCAGGCUAUGGAGAAGGAACUAAGAGAGCACAAACCUGUACAGUAUAGUAUAAUCAGCUGCAUAUUGUCUGUGGGGAGCUGUUCAAUCACAUCUGUCUGUCUGUCAGUCUAUAUGUCUGUCUAUAUGUCUGCUGAGGUCAGUGCCUCUGCCUGCUCAAGUGUCCCACAAUCAAAUUCAGGUCAAUAUGAAAUCUUUCCCAUCAGGGAUCAUUUUUAUGUGUCCACAAAUGUGUAUUCUCUAUGAUACAGUAUCUGUAGUUGGUCGUGAUGGUUGGUCGUGAUUCACAUGUGUAUACAUAUGUAUAAUACUGUAUGUAUGUGUAUAUGUGUAUAAAGACAGACUAGAUCUUUUUUAGUGGUUUGUAUUGUUUUAGAAGUUAUUGUGCCACGCUGAUUAAAGGCAAAAGACGACAACAACGACGGUAAUAAACUAGCUCUAGUAAUUAAAA
Salmo salar (Atlantic salmon) is the source of this 10203-nucleotide messenger RNA. RefSeq names its product immunoglobulin superfamily DCC subclass member 3. Gene Ontology annotation, molecular function: protein binding. NCBI's taxonomy places the organism in Eukaryota, Metazoa, Chordata, Actinopteri, Salmoniformes, Salmonidae. The record is from RefSeq and is a predicted model, not a curated record. Gene Ontology annotation, biological process: cell-cell adhesion.